Ilex paraguariensis (yerba mate) is the source of this 683-nucleotide messenger RNA. Lineage: Eukaryota; Viridiplantae; Streptophyta; Magnoliopsida; Aquifoliales; Aquifoliaceae. The record is from the annotation of a GenBank genome assembly.
UCAAAGACCCCAAAUGGAACCAUUUUAUUCCAUCUAAAAAACCCACAAAAAUCUCACCUAUUCGUCAUUCAUAUUAUAGGAUUUACUCUCAUUCCUUCAUCCCCAACUGUGAAUUUUGUGCUACUGAGUUCUGAUAUCUUGGUGGUUCGAUGGUUUUCUUGUGCUGGGCUCGGCCAUCUCCUCAAGAACAGAAGGCGUGCAUCGACAAGUCUGGUGACUUCAACUAUGACAGUAAAUACAGAGGAGCUUCAGCUAAGCCCCUGUCUUCUCUUCAAGAGGAUAGGGAGCUCUCAAAAGAUGGUUUCUCGGUAAACCACGCUCGCAAUUUGGUGGGUUCAGGUCUUGAGACUUAUGAAAAGGGCAAGAUUGCUCUGCAAAGUUGGAGGCAUUUUGGUUUGAAUUGGGCAUUUGUUGACCCCAAGGUUCCAAUUCGAAGUGGGGUGAAGUUCUGUGUUUGUGUGAAGGAAUUUUUCCCAUGGCUCAUGAUGCCUCUGCAGGUAGUUUACGUUAAUGAGAACAGAAACGCUAACAAGGCUAUGGCUUCGUUCAGUUUCGGUGGUGGUACCCUUCAGGGACACCUACUGUUUGCUUUCUGUGUAAAUGGUGUAUCUGAGAAUAUUUGGGAUUAUGAUCUUGGUUUCGAUAUUGAUGUUGUACCAUCAAUUGAAGUUUGGAUGGUCUAG